Messenger RNA from Nyctereutes procyonoides (raccoon dog), 4513 nucleotides. RefSeq names its product DENN domain containing 2D (gene DENND2D). The record is from RefSeq and is a predicted model, not a curated record. Gene Ontology annotation, cellular component: nucleoplasm; cytosol. The coding region runs from base 2644 to 4074 and encodes 476 amino acids. The transcript is spliced from 12 exons. Lineage: Eukaryota; Metazoa; Chordata; Mammalia; Carnivora; Canidae.
ACGUGCCCUCCCCAUCUAUUAUACCAUCCUCCACCUUUCUGGGGUGUUCCCCUUCUUUUGUCCUUUCGGGCUCAGGGAAAUUGUGUGGUAAGAGGGUGUGUGUGUGUAUGUGUGUACAUGGUUUGUAAACCAUCCUGGUGGGAAGAAGUGGCAGUGGUGGUGUUCCUAAGCUGAGAGCAACAGAGCUAGAAAAGGAAGGGCUCGCUUUCCAAAUCAAAGUUCCAGAAAGUCCCCUCACCUAUAUUCUGGCUGGUUCUGUGACUACUCAGGUGGUGUGGGAGGGGCAUCCUGUUGGAGGAACAAGUGUAACCAGACUCCUGACUUCCCUAGAAAGGGUGGCUCCCUCCUCAACUAAAAAACUCAAGAUAGUAAUUUCAUCCCAGGGCCCUGGGGAUUAAAUGAGCUGACCUAUAUUAGUAGGAGAGAGUGCUUUCUCUUUGGCUUUUCUCUUCUGUUGAUAAACCUUUUUGAAAAGAAAAAAAAGAAAAAAAAAGUUCUUUUUUUUCCAGAUUUCUUGGGCUUCAGCCCAAAAAUCUAGUAACUUCUUUUGUUUGAUUUUGUGACUUUUGCUGUUCUCCUGGCUCUCCUGAAAAAACAGGAGGAAAUGGGCUGAAAAUGCAACUCAAAGGCUUUAGGGAAAGGAAUAAUUUCCUGAGGUUCUGGAAUGAUCAGUGAAACGAUUUGGGUUUCUCAAAGACUUGCAAACAGGAGGCACCUCACAUUUGUGGGAUGUUUGGUAUGUACUGCCUCCGGAAGGUGGGAGCAUAGACUUGGAACUCUCGUAAUUCCUACUCCCAACAGAUUCUAUUAAUAGUCCCUGGAUUAUUCUGUGCCUCAGUUUCCCCAUCUGUAUCAGGCAGAUACUUGUUCCUCAGAUAGGUGGUAGGGAUUGGGCAAUAAGUCUGUGCAGAUUUGUAAGGCAAAUCUUGCCUUUGUGAUGACAGUUUUGAGUAUUCUGGGUCAUUGUCCUCACCAUUACAGCAUUUGUGACAUCCUUACUUGUUUGGAGUUCUCCCCAUGAGUCACGUCUGGGCCCCUGAGUACUGGCUUUCACUAGUCCCACAAAAGCCUGCCCUUUUUUUUCUAAUUGGAGUUCGAAUGCCAACAUACAGCAUAUCACCCAAUGCUCAUCCCGUCAAGUGCCCCCCUCAGUGCCCAUCACCCAGUCACCCUAACCCCCCUCCCACCUCCUCUUCCACCACCCCUUGUUCAUUUCCCAGAGUUAGGAGUCUCUCAUGUGCGGUCACCCUCACUGAUAUUUUCACUCAUUUUCUCUCCUUUCCCCUUUUUUCCCUUUCACUAUUUUUUAUAUUCACCAAAUGAAUGAGACCAUAUAAUGUUUGUCCUGGUCUUAAGAACAAGGCAGCCAUCUUCCCUCUUCCAACAACCCACUUUCCCCCAGAGGGCUGCUAAUUCUUUGCUGGAGUGGCAGAGGCUGACACCAAACCCUUUCACCUCCUGGCUCUUACCCCAUGCAUUUAGUCAUGCAGCAGUUUACAUGAGAAUCCUAGGUGAUUUGUUGCUCUUUUUCUCUCUUCUCCAGCCUCCAGACACAGCCUCUAGACAACACUAGAGCCCAAGGGGCCAGGUACUCUGCUUUUAGCUUGGGCAGAACUUUUGACCUGGCCCAGCAGGCAAAAACGACUGAACAGGAGUGGGGCAGAGAUCAGCCCAGUUGCAUUCCACCAUCACUGAGUGACCCCCAAGGCUGCUGAUGCAUCCAGUCCCCUCCUGUAGGCCAGGGAGGAUGACCUGAGGCGGUGCUUCCUAUUUGGGAAGAGGGAUUCUUUGCUGGAGCCCUGGGAACGGGUCCCGUGAGAGAAGUCAGUCUUAGGAUAUAUUGCAGGGGGUGAGAGAUGGACCACUGUACAUCAUCCUGAGGUGUCAGGAAUUCUCCAGCUCGGAGAUGGAUUUGCUCCUAUUUUUACCUCCAGGAGAGGAGAGUUUUAGGUUCGGAUCAAUUUCCAGGACUCUCUCGCUAGAAAAAAAUUUCCAUUUGGAGAAUUAAUGGGCCAAGUCUAUUUAUCUCCCUCAGGGGAGGCAGUGCCAUGUUGGCUGUGGGGGAAUGUUUGGGCCUGUGCCCUGCUUGCAGUCCUGAAGCUCUGGAGACUCCAGAGUGCAGCGAUGGGCCUUGCAGGGUUUUUUUGGUGGUAGUGAAUCAAGUUGAGAUAUGAAAGGUCAGGAGUCAAAGUUAUGGGAUCUAAGAUCCCUGUCCUGGGGCUGGUGAGGUUCCAGUGUCCACAGUCUGCUGCUGGGCCUUCUUCCCUGUCCCGAGGUUGUGAAUAAACUCACUGCAUAGUGUGCAGCCCAGAAUUCAAAGCCUUUAGCCCAGAAGCAGCUGGGCCUUGGAGGUGUUUGCUCCUGACCUUUUCUCUUGCCACACCCUGGGGCUCUUGGGAGGAGCUGAGGUCUGAGCUGCAGUGCCAGGAUGCUGCCUUCUUGAUGCGGUCGUUUUGUUGCCUUCCUGGGUCCCGUCACAUCCUUUUUGCUCAAUCAUUGGGUGCUCGGGAUGGAAGCCGCCCUCCCCUAUCUGGAAGGCAGCACAUGGCGUGGCUUCAUGGAGCUGUGGUUGGAGACUGAAGCGGCAGCCCUUCUCUCAGGCUCUCAGUAGCCAGUCUGUGUUGGAGGAAGGGGAAGCACUCCAUGCCCCGAAAGUUGGAGAAGAUGGAAGGACAAGUGGUAGGCGGGAUGCUCAGGCUCUUCCGCAACCGGCUGCCUCGACUCCGAGCAGGAUCUCUCCAGGAGAGGGAAGCUGUAAAGGAACCGGAAAGGGCUCAGGAGAUCAGUCUGCCCACCUUUGCUGGAGGGCAACACUUCUUUGAAUACCUCCUGGUGGUUUCCCUCAAAAGAAAGAGUUCAGGGGAUGACUAUGAGCCCAUCAUCAUCUACCAGUUUCCCAAGCGGGAGAACCUGCUUCGGGGCCAACAGGAGGAGGAGGAGCGGCUGCUCGGAGCCAUUCCCUUGUUCUGCUUCCCAGAUGGGAAUGCGUGGGCACCGCUCACUGAGUACCCCAGGGAGACCUUUUCCUUUGUUCUGACCAACGUGGAUGGGAGCAGGAAGAUUGGAUACUGCAGGCGCCUCUUGCCCGCUGGCCGUGGCCCUCGUCUUCCCAAGGUGUACUGCAUCAUCAGCUGCAUCGGCUGCUUCGGCCUGUUCUCCAAGAUCCUGGAUGAGGUGGAGAAGAGGCACCAAAUCUCCAUGGCGGUCAUUUACCCGUUCAUGCAGGGCCUCCGAGAGGCGGCCUUCCCUGCUCCGGGGAAGACCGUCACUCUCAAAAGCUUCAUCCCGGACUCGGGCACUGAGUUCAUCUCCCUGACGCGGCCCCUGGACUCCCACCUAGAACACGUGGAUUUUAGUGUUCUGCUGCGCUGUCUCAGUUUUGAGCAGAUCCUUCAGAUCUUUGCCUCUGCUGUGCUGGAGAGAAGAAUCAUCUUUCUGGCAGAAGGUCUCAGCACCCUGUCUCAGUGCAUCCAUGCUGCUGCUGCGCUGCUCUACCCCUUCAGCUGGGCACACACCUACAUCCCCGUUGUCCCCGAGAGCCUUCUGGACACUGUCUGCUGCCCCACUCCCUUCAUGGUCGGAGUACAAAUGCGCUUUCAGCAGCAGGUUAUGGAUAGCCCCAUGGAAGAGGUCCUGCUGGUGAAUCUUUGUGAAGGAACCUUCUUAAUGUCAGUUGGUGACGAAAAAGAUAUCCUUCCACCCAAGCUUCAGGAUGACAUCUUAGACUCCCUUGGUCAGGGGACCAGUGAGUCACAGACUUCAGAACAGCUCAACGAGCAUGUUUCGGGCCCAUUUGUGCAGUUCUUUGUCAAGACUGUGGGCCACUAUGCUUCCUAUAUCAAGCGGGAGGCAAACGGGCAAGGCCACUUCCAAGAACGAGCCUUCUAUAAGGCUCUGACCUCCAAGACCAACCGCCGAUUCGUGAAGAAGUUUGUGAAGACACAGCUCUUCUCCCUUUUCAUCCAGGAAGCAGAGAAGAGCAGGAACCCUCCUGCAGGCUACUUCCAACGUAAGAUACUUGAAUAUGAGGAACAGAAGAAACAGAAGAAAUCAAGGGAAAAGACUGUGAAAUAAGAACUGUGGUCAACAGGAGGGACUGGACUCACAGGCCAGUUUUGGACUUUGGCCCCUGCCAGAAUGGUGGGACUGGCAAAGCUCACAGCCUCCAGAAUCCACGGCCUCCUCUGAGACCUGGUAACCAGGUCUCGCUUCAGGCUGCUGUCUUGAGUUCGGGGUCCCUGGAAUCCACUUUCUCCAGACUCUGGAAGGCUCUGACAUCUGUGCUCACAGAGCUGGGCUCCAAGCUGCAUGUUCCGCACAGGUGACACAGAGUGGCAGAGUGGCACAGGUGCUAUGGAGCCUCAGAAGUUGCUGGGACUGCCCUCUUCCAGGAACCACAAUCACAAAAUCCUCAAAAGGGAAAGCAGUUGUGGCCCAAGGCUCAGUCUCUUCACAUAAAAAAACAAGUCUGUGGAUGUGUGAAGAUAAGAAUAAAGAUAAAAAUCUUCUUGUU